GCUGGGAGCAGCGCGCGGCGAUGGGCGAGACCAUGUCCAAGAGACUCAAGUUGCACCUGAGCGAGGAGGCCGAGAUGGGGGAGCGGGCGUUCCCCAACCCUUUCCCGGACUACGUGGUCGCCGCCUCCGCAGCGCCCGCCUCUGAGGCCGAGGACGAGUGUGCCGGUCCCCCGCCCACCCGCGACGAGCUCAGCCUCCCCUUUCACGACGACGGGAAGAUCAUUGCUGCUUUCACGAGGCGGAUCCAAUCCAAAGUCAAAGACCUGCUGCAGCAGAUGGAAGAAGGGCUGAAGACAGCCGACCCGCACGACUGCUCCGUCUACACCGGCUGGACAGGCAUAGCCCUUUUGUACCUGCAGCUGUACCGGGUCACCAGUGACCAGACCUACCUGCUGCGGUCCCUGGAUUACAUCAAGAGGACACUUCGGAAUCUGAGUGGCCGCAGGGUCACCUUCCUCUGUGGAGACGCCGGGCCGCUCGCCGUGGCAGCUGUGGUGUACCAUAAGCUCAGGAGUGACGGCGAGUCGCAGGAGUGCAUCGAAAAACUUUUGCAGCUCCAGAGAACCGUUGUCAGCCGAGACUCGGACCUUCCCGACGAGCUGCUGUACGGGCGAGCGGGGUACCUGUUCGCCCUCCUCUACGUGAACACGGAGAUCGGGCCCGGCACCGUGUGUGAGUCCGCGGUUCAAGAGGUGGUCACUGCUAUCAUCGAAUCCGGCAAGGCGUUGUCACGGGAAGAAAGGAAGACGGAGCGCUGCCCCCUGUUGUACCAGUGGCACCGGAAGCAGUACGUGGGCGCGGCCCACGGCAUGGCGGGGAUCUACUACAUGCUGAUGCAGCCAGCAGCAAAAGUGGACCAAGAAACCUUGACCGAGAUGGUGAAGCCUAGCAUUGAUUACGUCCGCCACAAGAGGUUCCGCUCUGGGAACUACCCGUCAUCUCUGAGCAACGAGACCGACCGGCUGGUGCACUGGUGCCACGGUGCCCCGGGCGUCAUCCACAUGCUGAUGCAGGCGUACAAGGUGUUCAAGGAGGAGAAGUACCUGAAGGACGCCAUGGAGUGCAGCGAUGUGAUCUGGCAGCGGGGUCUGCUGCGGAAGGGCUACGGCGUCUGCCAUGGGACAGCCGGGAACGGCUACUCCUUCCUGUCCCUGUACCACCUCACACAGGACAAGAAGUACCUCUACCGAGCCUGCAAGUUCGCAGAGUGGUGUCUCGACUACGGAGCCCACGGGUGCCGUGUCCCGGACAGACCCUACUCUCUGUUCGAAGGCAUGGCUGGCGCAAUUCACUUCCUCUCCGACGUCCUGGUACCCGAGACGGCACGGUUUCCAGCGUUCGAACUUGGCUUUUCGCAGAUGCAUAAACAGGUGUAAAAAGACUCCUAAGAGACCUGUUUGGACCAAACACCACCAGACUGCUCAGCGCCAGACGGAGAACCCACGAUGACUCUUGAAAGAGGGACAAGAGGGGACCAACCCCUUUGUGCUGAGCCCCCCAGCUCAGAGCUUGAGCGACAGCUGCCCUGCCCUGUCCUGUCCUGUCCAGGCCCCUCACAGUCACGCUCGCACCCAGUUCUCGUAGCAUUUGCAUGUCCCUGUAUUUGUAAGUGUCAGUCGUGCUGCAGAAAGUCCUUCUGUGCCCGCGGGCAGAGCUGGCCUGCGGGACGCGAGCGAGGCAGCCCCUUCUCUGUACAUAGCCUUCCGGGUGGGGUGGGUCUGGUCGGUGCGCAGGGCACAUCGGAAGGUGGCCACACCUUUCAGCACAUCACCUUUCCAAGGAGCAGGAGAGGCCGCAGUCAGAUCAGAGGGUUUGGCUGGGGUGUGGAGGCUGAGCCUCGCGAGGGUGUUGUGCUCACCUCGAUGUUUUUGUUGUUGUUGCUGUUGGGUUGUUGUUUUAUUCUUACCUGAGA
Molecule: messenger RNA, 1912 nt
Organism: Molossus molossus (Pallas's mastiff bat)
Lineage: Eukaryota; Metazoa; Chordata; Mammalia; Chiroptera; Molossidae
Gene: LANCL2
Product: LanC like 2
Exons: 9
Coding region: 21-1376 (451 amino acids)
Biological process (GO): peptide modification; carbohydrate metabolic process
Cellular component (GO): plasma membrane
Source: RefSeq, a predicted model, not a curated record